AUGACAUCCUCCGGACAUUCUGUGGCGUCUGCCUCGCCGAGGGCCUCGCCCCAGAUUUCGCCACGCUCUUCGCACCCGCCGUCCAUCAGAUCGGUCGAAGCUCCGACCAAGUCGCCUAAAAUGAACGGUCUCAACGGACUGCCGGUUAUUCCCGCCGGCGCCGAUAGCCCUUUCCCGGAAAAGAAGACGGCGACAAAUCCGUCGGCAACCCUAGUGGAGAAGUACGGCAAGUGCCAAGAGAUUGUGGGGCGUGGCGCCUUCGGCGUCGUGAGGAUUGCCCACAAGAAGCUGGAGAAUGGCCUGGGCGAGAAGGUCUAUGCCGUCAAGGAGUUCUGCCGGCGGCCCGAGGAGACGGAGAAGAAGUACAGCAAGCGACUGACGGCCGAGUUUUGCAUCUCGUCGUCGCUUCGACACCCCAACGUCAUCCACACCAUCGACCUGCUCAAGGACUCCAAGGGCGACUACUGCGAGGUCAUGGAGUUCUGUGCCGGAGGCGACCUAUACACCCUGGUUCUGUCAGCCGGAAAGCUCGAGGUGCAAGAGGCCGAUUGUUUCUUCAAGCAGAUGAUGCGCGGAGUCGAAUACAUGCACGAAAUGGGUGUCGCCCACCGCGAUCUGAAGCCCGAGAACCUGCUUCUGACCACCCAUGGCGCCAUCAAGAUUACCGAUUUCGGCAAUGGCGAGUGCUUCCGCAUGGCCUGGGAGGCCGACGCACACAUGGUGUCCGGACUCUGCGGCUCGGCUCCGUACAUUGCCCCUGAAGAGUACACUGCCAAGGAGUUUGACGCUCGCGCCGUCGAUGUCUGGGCGCCGUCGGGAUGA
Chaetomium globosum CBS 148.51 is the source of this 822-nucleotide messenger RNA. RefSeq lists its product as uncharacterized. Gene Ontology annotation, molecular function: protein serine/threonine kinase activity; ATP binding. The record is from RefSeq and is a predicted model, not a curated record. NCBI's taxonomy places the organism in Eukaryota, Fungi, Ascomycota, Sordariomycetes, Sordariales, Chaetomiaceae. Gene Ontology annotation, biological process: intracellular signal transduction; intracellular monoatomic cation homeostasis; protein phosphorylation. The transcript has 3 exons. The coding region runs from base 1 to 822 and encodes 273 amino acids.